UCAAUCAAAAUAAAAUUAUCAAAUCUACUAUAAAGCAUAAAUAAGAUACAUGAAUAUACAUAAAUAUUAUAUCGAAUAUUAUGUUUAUAAUUUUUAUAUUAUUGUGUUUUUGAAUGGAAUUCGUUUAUAACAAUUGGCUUUUUUUUUUUUUCUGGUUCUGAUGUUGUUGCCGGUAAAGUUGGGAUUUUAAAGUAUUAGAUGAAUAAGUUUCUUGCUGGGGUUUAGUCGAUUAGUGUAGCAUUUGAUUGGGGAGGUCUGUCUUGGGAAGCUUGUAAUUAAGAUUAAAGGGAUAAAGGAGUCGUGCUGUUGAUUUUGUGUAGGUUUUCAGCCAUCUGGACAUUGGGACUGUUGUUGGGUUGUGUCCGUCGGCAUGGAUUCGGAGAGUGGAGAGAAAGAUGAGGGCCUCGGAAGCAGUGAUAUAUUCCUCAGAGCAGACCAGAUUGAUUUGAAGAGCUUAGAUACUGAAUUGGAGAAGCAACUGAGUGAGACAAAGAGAAAAGACACAGACGUCAUUGAAGGGCCCAAGGAGGAAUGGCAGAUCGAUCUAUCUAAGCUGGAGCUUCAUCGUGUUAUAGCUCAGGGGACAUACGGUACUGUGUAUCGAGGAACUUACGAUGGGAAGACUGUUGCAGUCAAAGUGUUGGACUGGGGAGAAGAAGAUGGCAUGGCCACAGAUGCCGAAACUGCUUCUCUUCGAGCUUCGUUUCGUCAGGAAGUUGCUGUUUGGCAUAAGCUUGACCAUCCAAACGUUACAAAGUUUGUGGGGGCAUCGAUGGGAACUACAGAUCUCAAGAUUCCACAAAAGGAUUCCACAAGCAGUGGCCACGCUUCUCUUCCGGCUCGAGUACGUUGUGUCGUCGUCGUCGAGUAUCUUGCCGGGGGAACACUGAAGCGAUACUUGAUCAGGAACAGCGAAAGAAAGCUUGCCUACAAAGACGUGGUUCGGCUUGCGUCGGAAGGAUUAAGCUAUCUGCAUUCGCAAAAGAUCGUGCAUCGUGAUGUCAAAACUGAGAACAUGCUAUUGGACGGCCGCGGAAACCUCAAAAUUGCUGAUUUUGGGGUUGCUCGAGUUGAGGCUCAGAAUCCCAAAGAUAUGACUGGCCAAACGGGUACUCUUUGGUACAUGGCGCCGGAGGUCCUUGAUGGUAAGCCUUACAAUAGAAAAUGUGACGUAUACAGCUUCGGCAUAUGCUUAUGGGAAAUCUACUGCUGUGACAUGCCAUAUCCUGAUCUGAGCUUCGCUGAAGGUUCUUCUGCUGUCGUUGGACAGAAUCUGAGACCUGAGAUCCCACGGUGUUGUCCGAGCGGUAUGGCAAGCAUCAUGCGCAAGUGCUGGGAUGCCAAUCCAGAUAAAAGACCUGAUAUGGAUGAGGUUGUAGGGCUUUUGGAGGCGCUGGACACGAGCAAAGGAGGUGGGAUGAUACCUGAAGAUGCGGCACACGGUUGCUGGUGCUUAAUCCCAAAACGCGGUCCGUAGGCACU
Messenger RNA from Musa acuminata AAA Group (dessert banana), 1482 nucleotides. Its product is annotated as serine/threonine-protein kinase 52-like. Gene Ontology annotation, molecular function: protein serine/threonine kinase activity; ATP binding. Lineage: Eukaryota; Viridiplantae; Streptophyta; Magnoliopsida; Zingiberales; Musaceae. The transcript has 6 exons. Gene Ontology annotation, cellular component: plasma membrane. The record is from RefSeq and is a predicted model, not a curated record. Gene Ontology annotation, biological process: protein phosphorylation. The coding region runs from base 371 to 1477 and encodes 368 amino acids.